AUGGUUUUGGAAGCUGGUUCAAAUCCAAUAGAAACAAUUAAACACCCUGGGGAAUUCGACACAAUGUUGAAAACAGUUUUAUAUCCUAAAGAUUUCUAUUCAGUCUCAGGUUGGAUACCCGAUGUUGGCGAUGGAAGUGUUUUAAAAGAACCGGUAAGAAACCUUGCAAAUGAUGCUGAUUUAGCUAGAGUGAGAGUUGUUGCUCGAAACACAAUGGAAAGAGUAGCACGAGCAGCUAAUCAUGGAUUCGAAAAACGAGUGCUUCAGUAUAAUAAUGUUGUUGAGAAUAAUAGGUGGGGUAAUUACGUAAAUUGGAAAUUAUAUCCUUUAUUCGGUCUGUUGGAACAUAGAAAAGUUUCCAUAGGGUUACCAUAUAAAAUUCAUCUACAAAGAGAAAUCAACGAUGAUAAGAUAUUCUUUGGAGAGAAUGGUUCAAAUGCAAAAUUAGAAAUAACGAAUCUCCAACUUUUCAUACCCGUAAUAACACCAUCAAUUGAAGUAGAAACGAAAAUAUUCAACUCGUUAACUAAAGAUAUUGAAAUAGCUUUUCUUCAUCGUAAUACGGUAGGUAGCAUGGCUUUAACUGGAGAAUCCACCACAUGGCCAAUCACUAACACUAUUAAACCAGCAAGAUAUUUAAUGAUUGGUUUCAAGAUCUUACCAGAUUCUCAAACGAAUAACAAUAAUAUCUUUAGAGUAGCAACGAACCAAACUCAAGAUCCUAUAAUCCAUAAAGUUCAAGUAAGAUUAAACAACGAUAUUUAUCCUAACCAACCUUUAACAAUUAAUCCAACCACAAAACAUGUGUGA
Messenger RNA from Lottia gigantea (owl limpet), 810 nucleotides. RefSeq lists its product as hypothetical. The transcript has a single exon. Bases 1 to 810 code for a protein of 269 amino acids. The record is from RefSeq and is a predicted model, not a curated record. Lineage: Eukaryota; Metazoa; Mollusca; Gastropoda; Lottiidae.